AGGGGUUGGUCUUUGGAAUCGGAGAAGCAGAUUCGUUGCUCGGUAGCACGGCCGGAGCUGGUCCGGUCAGGAGUCGGGAUUUGCGGGGGGAGGUUCUCCACUGGCCAAGAGAAGGCCUUAAGAAAGACGGUAUUAAUCUCCCAUUGCGGCUCCCGCCUGGUCCCAUCUUCGGCCCGCUCCUCCAGGAAAUGAAUCUGCUGCCGAAUCUCGAGAGUCCAGUGACUCGGCAGGAGAAGAUGGCGACCGUGUGGGAUGAGGCCGAGCAAGAUGGAAUUGGGGAGGAGGUGCUCAAGAUGUCCACGGAGGAGAUCAUCCAGCGCACACGGCUGCUGGACAGUGAGAUCAAGAUCAUGAAGAGUGAAGUGUUGAGAGUCACCCAUGAACUCCAAGCCAUGAAGGACAAGAUCAAAGAGAACAGUGAGAAAAUCAAAGUGAACAAGACCCUGCCGUACCUUGUCUCCAACGUCAUCGAGCUCCUAGAUGUUGAUCCUAAUGACCAAGAGGAGGAUGGUGCCAAUAUUGACCUGGACUCCCAGAGGAAGGGCAAGUGUGCUGUGAUCAAAACCUCUACACGACAGACAUACUUCCUUCCUGUGAUUGGGUUGGUGGAUGCUGAAAAGCUAAAGCCAGGAGACCUGGUGGGUGUGAACAAAGACUCCUAUCUGAUCCUGGAGACGCUGCCCACAGAGUACGACUCGCGGGUGAAGGCCAUGGAGGUGGACGAGAGGCCCACGGAGCAAUACAGUGAUAUUGGGGGCUUGGACAAGCAGAUCCAAGAGCUGGUGGAGGCCAUUGUCUUGCCAAUGAAUCACAAGGAGAAGUUUGAGAACUUGGGGAUCCAACCUCCAAAAGGGGUGCUGAUGUAUGGGCCUCCAGGGACAGGGAAGACCCUCCUGGCCCGGGCCUGUGCCGCACAGACUAAGGCCACCUUCCUAAAGCUGGCUGGCCCCCAGCUGGUGCAGAUGUUCAUUGGAGACGGUGCCAAGCUAGUCCGGGAUGCCUUUGCCCUGGCCAAGGAGAAAGCACCCUCUAUCAUCUUCAUUGAUGAGUUGGACGCCAUUGGCACCAAGCGGUAAGGGAGGGCCAAGGAUCCUCA
Piliocolobus tephrosceles (Ugandan red Colobus) is the source of this 1096-nucleotide messenger RNA. Its product is annotated as 26S proteasome regulatory subunit 6A. Lineage: Eukaryota; Metazoa; Chordata; Mammalia; Primates; Cercopithecidae. The record is from RefSeq and is a predicted model, not a curated record. Gene Ontology annotation, molecular function: ATP binding; ATP hydrolysis activity. The transcript has 8 exons. The coding region runs from base 189 to 1076 and encodes 295 amino acids.